Acanthosepion pharaonis is the source of this 657-nucleotide messenger RNA. The record is from the annotation of a GenBank genome assembly. NCBI's taxonomy places the organism in Eukaryota, Metazoa, Mollusca, Cephalopoda, Sepiida, Sepiidae.
AUGCCAGAUUAUCUAAAGGAAUACACUAUUGUCCAUUGUGUUGUUGGUAUUUUCCUUAAUGGUAUACACCCAGCUACCACCAACUACAUUUUUACCAAUGGCGAAAGGGGUUCGGUAGCUUGUCUCCUUAUUGCCAUUUGCCGACCAGAACCACUCCGCUCGCUCCUCUCUCGCCUUCAACCCUCUCGGGGCAAAAUGCGAGGAGAAGGGGUGCGAAAAAAAAAAGACAAAGAAAAAGGUAGAACGUUUUUCUUCAGCCAAUUAUCGAUGGUUAUAUUCGAUAGUCGAUUUCCCGUAAUUGAUGACAAAGUUUGCCUCCGCAAAGAAGAACACACCUUUUGCUUUGUAUUGCCACCGCUGGCCCCACCCUUCCAUCCCGACUCCCCCGCAUCACAAGUUUUCUUCUCGUUCUGUUGCACGUCGUUUCCUCUCUCUCUCUCAUCAUUUUGUAACUCGCUCUUUAUUCUUUCUCCUCUAGAUUCAUUCACCAUUUGUAUCUUCAAUCUUCUUUCUUUCCUUCUCUUUCUUUUUCAAACAUUCAUCCUUUUUCUCUAUCGCGUGUCCUCCUCCCAUCGCUCUUUUCGUUCUUUCAUUUUUGACUCUUACUGUAUUUCUACCUCGUUGGCUUCUACACUUUAUCUACACAUGUAUAUAUGA